UAUGCAAAUUCCGCUUUUGAGAUAGUGAAAUUACAUCCAACGCACCUCUUUUUCAAUUUCUUCUUACAUUUUUUAUUUUCGCCCACAAAAAGGAAGAAGCGCAUAAACAGAAGGUAGAAGAAGAGCAUAACAGAUGAUAUGAGAAAGAAAUUGGGGUUGGGUGCUGAGGACAAGUGAAGACAACGAUGAAUUCAAGUCAUCCAGCUGUGCAUCCAUUAGCGGUGUCGCAAACAGAUGUUGUGAUUGCUCCGAGGGUGAGAAUGAAGGAUUAUCAAGGAAUGCCCGGAACACUUGGAGGUCUUUCACUCAGACUAGGGCAGUUCUGUUUUUCUGUUGCGGCCUUUUCCAUCAUGCUAUCCAUUGACGACUUCUCUACUGUCACUGCUUUCUGUUAUUUUGUGGCAGCAACAGUCUUGCAAUGCUUAUGGAGCUUAUCUUUAGCAGUCAUUGAUGGAUAUGCAUUGCUUGUGAAGCGCAGCCUACGGAAUUCACUUGUCAUCAGUCUCUUUGUUGUUGGUGAUGGGGUUACUGGGACAUUGACUUUUGCUGCUGCUUGUGCUUCUGCUGGUAUUACUGUUCUUAUUGGAAAUGAUUUGAGGCAGUGUGAUCAUAAUCACUGUGCAAAAUAUGAAACUGCUACAGCUAUGGCAUUCUUGAGUUGGUUUAUGGUCACACCGUCUUUUCUUUUGACUUAUUGGUUAUUAGCAACGAGGUAAAUCUUUGGGUUAUUUCAUUGAUAACGACCACUUACCGCUAAAACUUUGGAAUGGGAGCUUUACAUUGCUUGAAAGACUAACAAAAACAAUACCUUGUUGAGAAGAUUUCUAUUUCGAGAUGUAUCUGUUGAAAAUUUUGAUGUGCAAAAUGUUUGAAGGCAAUGUAGAAGUGCACUAUGCUUGUGCAAAUUCCAUAAUUGUAAAGUUACAUACAGCUCUGUUAAAUUUCAAAUGUGAAUUCACAACACCGUGGAACAUGUUUGUGUUCA
Cryptomeria japonica (Japanese cedar) is the source of this 985-nucleotide messenger RNA. RefSeq names its product CASP-like protein 5A1. Gene Ontology annotation, cellular component: membrane. The coding region runs from base 186 to 716 and encodes 176 amino acids. NCBI's taxonomy places the organism in Eukaryota, Viridiplantae, Streptophyta, Pinopsida, Cupressales, Cupressaceae. The record is from RefSeq and is a predicted model, not a curated record. The transcript has 4 exons.